GACUGCAUAGGCAUAAAAAUAAGAAGGAUAACUAUAGGGUUAUCGACAUAAUUAGGAAAUUAGCUUAUUCAAACGUGUAUAAGAUCAAGCCUAAAUCUGCUGGACAGAUCUAUGCCUUAAGAAGGUCUUUUUGAGGAUACUCUCUAAGAAGGAGAAAGAAAAUGGUUUAAUGAGAUUCGAAUUUCACAUAUCUUCAACAUUCGAACAUCAUCUUCUACAAGGAACUCUUUCUGGGAUGGUCACCAGCGGCUCUCUGAAUAAAUAUGGAUUUUUAUGAUCACGAAGAUCUGUAUCAGAAAAUUGUUGAACAGAAGAAAAAGAAAUAAUUAUUUUCAGAAGCUGACAUUUGGGAAACUUUUAUAUAGAUAGUCAAAGAGCUCAAUGCCAUUUAUAAUAAAUAGAAUUUAGCAUAAAGAGUUAAAGUAAGCUAAAGGUUUGUAAAUAAAAAAUACACUGUUAAAUUAGGUGAUUUAAGCGUCUCCAAAGCCGCUAAGAAGGGUCUUGUCUAUACUCAGACGGGAACACCUUACUACACAUCGUCCAAGGUAUAGCAAGACGAGCCCUAUGAUUACAGAAGUGAUACUUGGUUUCUAGGGCGAGUUAUUUGUGAAAUGAUUAGACUGAGACUGCCUUUUACUGUUACUUCAAAGCAGGAGCUAGCAAGUAAAGCCAAGAAGAGCAGUUAUGAGAAAAUUUCUAGCUUAUUCUCAAGAGCCUUGGGGCUACGGUAAUUACAUUACUUAAAGUUUCACCCCUCAUGAGGCCAAGUUGAGAACAAAUCUUGCAUAUAUAAGCAGUAAAAGAGCAUCUUACAGAUGAAGAGAUCAAAGAUAUCAGAAUUGACUUGCUAAAUACUAUUAAAAUAAAA
Messenger RNA from Moneuplotes crassus, 868 nucleotides. NCBI's taxonomy places the organism in Eukaryota, Ciliophora, Spirotrichea, Euplotida, Euplotidae. The record is from the annotation of a GenBank genome assembly.